Messenger RNA from Lotus japonicus, 3060 nucleotides. Its product is annotated as putative disease resistance protein RGA4. The transcript has a single exon. The record is from RefSeq and is a predicted model, not a curated record. Gene Ontology annotation, molecular function: ADP binding; protein binding. The coding region runs from base 252 to 2780 and encodes 842 amino acids. NCBI's taxonomy places the organism in Eukaryota, Viridiplantae, Streptophyta, Magnoliopsida, Fabales, Fabaceae. Gene Ontology annotation, biological process: defense response to other organism.
UGUAACAAUUCAAGUGCUACAUGUUUCGAUUUCUCUUUAAGCAAAGUUUUGGUCUUAAGUUUGGGAAAAAGCUGAGAUUGAGAAUAUAAUAAUGCAAAUGUUUCCAUGAUACAAGAAUUGAAAGUUGACUUCUAAUUUGUCUGCCUGGUUCAAAAAAAAGACUAAGAUAAAAGUGAGAUCUGAAUUGAGACGCUGCAUAAUCUGAAGCGAAGCAGUGAUCAACUAAUCAUCAUAUCAUAUCAUAUCAUAUCAUGUCAGUGGCUGUAAGUUUGUGCAAAUCUGCAGCUAACAAAGUUGUGGAAAAACUAAGCUCUCUGCUCAAAGAGAGAUACACCUUGUACCUCUCCUUCGAGGACGACCUCAAGAAGCUCCAAAGCGACUUGUCAGCUAUCUCAGCAGUUCUUCAUGAUGCAGCAGAGAAACCAACAACAACGCAGAGCCACAGCGUUCAGGACUGGUUGGGGAAGCUCCAUGACACCCUGCACGAUGCAGAAGACGUGUUGGAUGACAUCAACGCUGAAGCUUUGAGGCAGAAAGUGGUGGCAGAAUGGCGCUUCGUCACACUGGUUAGAAACUUGCUCUUCCUCUCUGGGAUUGAUGCUAGAAUCAAGGAUAUUCGAGGGAGGAUUGAUGAUAUAGCGAAACAGAGGAAUAGUUUUCGCUUGCAGGAACCGGAUCGUGAUGGCGAUCGCGAUCGUGAUCGUGAUGUGGUUUUUACGCGAAGGCGGAGGGAGCAGGCGCGAUUCGCGGAGGUUGUUGGAAGAGAAGGGGAUCAGAAAGAGGUUGUGGAGCGGUUAUUUGGAGGAGGUGAGGGUGUUUUUGCUGUUCCUGUUGUGGGAAUUGGGGGUUUGGGGAAGACUGCACUGGUUGAUUUGAUUUUUGAUGAUGAUAGGGUUAAGAUGGGUUUUGAUUUUAGGGUUUGGGUGGAUGUGUGUGAUGAUUUGAAUCCAGAGAGGAUUAGGCACAAGAGAAUCACCAGAGCAGUGGACUGUCGCGAUGAAAAUGUCCCUGCCAUGGACUUGUUGUCAAGCCUGGAGUAUAAACUGAGGGGUAAGAAGUUCUUGCUUGUCAUUGAUGAUGUUUGGAAUUGUAAUAGGGUAGACUGGCUUGUUCUGAAGAAAUUGUUAGGAAAUGGGGAUAGAGGAAGCAGGAUUCUGGUGACGACGCGCUACAAAAUCACUGCAUCCAUCAUGGGUGAGAAUAGGGGAUUGUAUGAGUUAGGUGGAUUAGCUGACGGUGAUUGUUGGUGUUUGUUUGAGAAAUGGGCAUUUGGGGAGGGAGAAAGUGCCUGUCAUCCAAAUCUGGCAAGAAUAGGUCAAGAGAUAGUGAUGAAAUGUGGUGGGGUGCCCUUAGCCAUACGCACUUUGGGUGGAUUACUGUCUGGAAGCAAAGAGGAAUCUUAUUGGUUGUCUGUGAGAAAUAGUGAUACUUGGGGUAUUGGCCAUAUAGCUGAAAGUGAAGAUGGUAUAUUGUCAGUGCUCAAGUUAAGCUAUGAUCAAUUGCCAUUGGGGUUGAAAGAGUGUUUUGCAUAUUGCUGCUUACUUCCCAAAGGGAGAGAAUUUGAUAAGCAAGAUUUGAUCCACUUAUGGAUGGCUCAAAGUUUCAUUCAUUCUCCUGAUCAAAGUGACCAACAACAAUUAGAGGACAUUGGGAGUUGGUAUGUCAAUGAGCUUGUGUCGAGAUCUAUUUUUGAUGUCGUAAGAGAGAAUCAUAAAGGUGAAAUAGUGGAGUGCAGGAUGCAUGAUCUAUUGCAUGAUCUUGCUAAAUCAGUGGCAGAAAGCUUGAUGGCUAGCUCCGGCACUACUGCAAAUAACACCAGACACCUUUCAUUGUGGGAUACAGAAGUUCCAACUUCAUAUCUCAAUUUACCAAAGUUGAGAACACUUGUUUUGCACACCAAAUGCUCAGAAUCCGAAUUGCACGCACUUUUAUCCGGCUCAACUUACUUGCGCGUGUUGGAUUUGAGCCACUCAGGACUAAAACAUGUGCCAAGUUGCAUUGGUAACAUGAAACAUCUGAGGUAUCUAAAUCUAAGUGGCAACCCUGACCUUCAGUCUCUUCCUGAUUCCAUUUGUGGGCUGCAUUUUCUACAGACUUUGAAGCUAUCAGGGUGCAGAAGAAUUAGCACAUUCCCCAGAAAUUUCAGUCACUUGGUUUCACUUAGACAUUUGGUGAUAACCACUCCAUAUGUUUGGGAGAAACAACUUGGGACUUUAACCUCCCUUCGGUGGUUAACAAUUGAAAACUGUAGGAACCUCUUGUCUUUGACUGAAGUGACACAGCACCUCGUUGCCCUUCGGACACUGCGUAUCCACAACUGUAGUAAAUUAACUUCAUUGCCAAGUAGUUUGAAAAACUGCAUUGCCCUUGAGGAUUUGGAGGUUGUGAACUGCCCCAAGAUGGAAUCUUUGGAGAUUUGCAUGCAGGGUCUGUCUAGUUUUCGCUCUUUAACCAUCAAGGGUCUACACAAGCUGACAACUCUACCCAUGAAGCUUGAAUUUUAUGCGAGCAGUCUUCAGUACCUGAUCAUCAUAGAUUGCCUUAGUCUCAUGAAACUGCCUGAUUGCGUGGGGAAUCUCUCAUCACUGAUGCGUGUACACAUUAGAUAUUGCCCCAACCUGCAAAAUUUGCCACAUGGGUUCUCUCACCUUAGUGCUUUACAAGUCUUGAAAAUUGAUGGGUGUCCCCUUUUAAGCACAAGAUGUAGGAGGAAUGUUGGCCAGGAUUGGCAACAGAUUGCUCAUGUACGUGAAAUCUAUCUUGACAGUGUCAAGAUCUAGAUCUCAUAAUGUUGUCUUACUUACAUCCUUCCAUAGUUAAUGAAUUGCAGGUAUAUAUAUAGUCUAAUUUUCAGUUCUCUCCACUCCAUGUGUAACUUGGAACUGUAAUGGCGCUAUUUGGUAGAUGAAUAAUGAAUUUUCACAUCUCUCCACCUCCACGAGCCACCUCGUGGAGAGAGAUAUGAUAAGAAGAGAGAAUUGAGAAUAAUGUAUUAUUAUUUGGCUCUCAUUAACAAUUUAAUUAGUUCAACUAACAAUGUAUUAUUAUUUUGUCUUUUAA